AUGUUUCACAAAAGCUCGUUUUCUCCUAUAACAAAAGUUUUCACUACUGUUAAUUUGCCUGAUAGAACAAAAAAAUUGGUUAAUCAUGAAGAACAUACAAAUAAAAGAUCUUUUAAAAAGAAUAUCAAUUGGGAUGAAAUUUUUAAUUUAAAGGGGAAAGACACUUUUGGAUUAACAGGGAAACCAAUCAAAAUUGCAUAUGAUGGAGUUCAAGGCCUGAUGGCAAUAGCCACAGAUAACAGUAAAUUGCAUGUUUAUGGACAAAGACAGAUUGAUUUUGUCUUCACCCUAACGAAAAAUACUAUAAUAAAGUAUAUGGCUUUUGUAAUGAAUAAAUUCAUUUUUUUGGUCGAUAGUUUAAAUAGAUUGAUCACUCUUUCUUUGGAAUCAAAAGAAUUGUAUAAAAUGAGAGUACAACCCUUCUCAAUCACCUGUAUUGAAACUGAUCCGGUAGUUUCAUGGGUUCUUCUGGGAUUGGCAGAUGGUACUAUACUGGUUUAUGAUGUCGUGGAAGAUAGGAUCUCCAAUUACAUGAUAAAUAAUUUGCAAAAAUUGGCAAAUUUUGAGGAUUCUAAUGAAAAUUCAGAAGUUGUUUGUAUUAAAUGGAAUCCUAAAGAUUUAGGUACUGUACUCAUAUCAUAUAAGAAACUUACCGUGUUAUAUUCACUAACUGAACAAUCAGUAAAACAGACUUUUGUCUAUCAAGUCCCACAAAAUGUGCCAGGCAGUAAUAAUUCAUCUAACCCAAAAAGAGUAAGAAGAGGACCCUCUGUUAUCCAAUCACUGUUUCAUCCAAACUCACUCUUUGUACUCACAAUACAUGAUGAUAACUCUCUUGUGUUUUGGGAUGUUAAUACAGGGAAAUUGAUUCAAGCAAGAACUCUAUUUGAUGAAGAUAUUAAUGUCCCAAGAUCACCACAACAACAAUCAACGACACAGGAGCAUGCGUCGCCAAACCUCAAAGCCUUGUGGGUCUGUCAAAGUAAACCUGAAUACACAACUUUGUUCAUCUCUGAUAGUUCGUCGUAUCCUGAUAUAAAUAUUCAAAGCAUUAUCAUGAUCAAUUUUGGUAGAACCCCUUUUUAUUCCUUGACUUCUUAUGAAAGCAUAAGUCACUAUUUCUCAAGAACCACUCAACAAACACUAUUACCCAUACAAAGUCAAUUUCCAAUAAAGGAACUCGUAUCAAUUGCUACAGAAACCCCCUUCUAUGCCGGUAACCAUAACCCUGAGAUGAUUUUAGUACUUUUGCAAAAUGGUGAAAUUGAGGCAUUAUCCUAUCCUAAGACUCACUUUGUUAAUGAAGGUCCUUUAUUUCCUUAUGGUAUUAGUUGGAUUUGGCCGCAGACCACCAUCGUGAAGGCUGUGGAUAUAGAUGAAAAUACUUGGCAAAAUUUGAGCAGUGUCACUACGCAAUCGUUGGGAAUUCUAGAAGGUGGUCGCUUAGUAUCUAGUUCUGAUUCAAGUAAGUGUCAAACUAACGAUUACACAUUACUAAUUACCGGUCAUUCAAAUGGAAUUGUUCGAAUAUGGAACACAAAUUCUUCCCAAUAUGAUUGUAAGACAUUAUUCGAAAUGAAUACUUCUAGGAUAUUGAAUAUUGGUAUUAAAACUGCAAUUAAACAUAUCUCAUUUUCGCCUAAAAAUUUAGAGAUGGCAUCAGCUACAGAAAAUGGUGAUAUAGUUUUUUACAGAUUUGAGGCAAAUCAAUAUUAUAGUGGACAAAAAUUAACGAUGGAUCAAGACAUGAUUACAAAAUUCAGAAGGUUUUCCUUAAGUGCUGUUGAUUCAUUUCUGGUUGACGUGAGAGAGAGAGCUUCGCCACGAAAAAAAUAUGGGUUUAUGCCGCAGUUUGCUAUCCAUACCAGGCAUGGACCGGUCACCUCAUUGUAUCUAAGUUCAUUAAAUAUUCUGGUAGCUGCUUAUCAUGAUGGAUACCUGGUAGUUAUAAAUCUAAUUACUGAAACAAUUAUUUAUAAUAAAAACAUCAAUGAUAUAUUUUUAUCACAAAGUAAUUAUGUGUCCUCAAUCAAUAUAUCUAUUAUGACAUAUGCUGACGAAGAUUAUUUGAGCACUCUGUUGAUUUGUGGUACAGACUUAGGGCAAAUGAUGAUCUUUAAAAUUGUACCAGAUGAUGUAGAUGAACUCAAAGUGACAUUUAUGAAAACUACUAGUAUGUUGGUGCAUAAUAAAAUAGAAGAUAUCCAAAUCUUCGUUAAUGAAAGUUUCAAUUCACACAAGGACGAAUCAACAAUAGAAUUGCGUAAAUGUAAUACCAAGGGGAAAAUUAUAUUGAUCAGUUGUCGAGAGGUAUGUAUAGUUUGUCCUGGUAAAGAACGAAAACGACUUUUUACUAAGUACUUUAACAAUUCAAUAAUUUCGGGUCAACUCUGUUCCAAUAUGCCAAUACCAUUAAAAAAGAAUAAUUCUUUCUUCAUAACCCUUAGCUUGAAUAAGGAAAUCAGGAUAUUUAGUUUACCCGAUUUUUCACAAGUAUCUAAGCUGGCUUUACCUGGAUAUAUUUCCCAGGUUUUGAGUGGAUGUAUCACCGAAAAGGGUAAUAUUUUGGUUAAAGAUGAUACUUAUCAUUCAGUACUACUUUCUUUUUUUAGUAAUGGAGGGGAUUCUUCAAAAAUUGGUAUGGAUAAUAUGGUGUUAUACAAUCCCAACCAUGAGCAUUUUAGUCGUCCUCAGGUAAAUUCUUUACAAUGGAUGAGAGGUACUCAUCAUGUGACAUUGAAUGAGCUUAAUAAGGUUUUUUCCACUGAUCUAUAUCAUGAUUACUAUAAUCCAAGAUUGCUUAAGAAGUUUGAGGAAGCAAAUUAUAAGCUGGGUAAUCAUAUGGUUCAGGAUGUUAAAACAACUACAAUGCCAGUGCAAAUUCCAAGAAGUAAAAGUUUAUUUAGAACUGCCUCAAAGAAAGUGGGGCAUAAAUUUGAAGAAAAACUUGAUGGUGUUUUAACACCAGUAGAAGACAAAUUCAAUACUGGCAUAAAAAAUACCCGUAGAAAUGUCUUUAAGACAGCAUUUUAG
Arxiozyma heterogenica is the source of this 3033-nucleotide messenger RNA. RefSeq names its product Rab GTPase-binding protein SRO7 (gene SRO7). Gene Ontology annotation, molecular function: myosin II binding; GTPase activator activity; syntaxin binding. The coding region runs from base 1 to 3033 and encodes 1010 amino acids. The record is from RefSeq and is a predicted model, not a curated record. Gene Ontology annotation, cellular component: cytoplasm; plasma membrane. Lineage: Eukaryota; Fungi; Ascomycota; Saccharomycetes; Saccharomycetales; Saccharomycetaceae. Gene Ontology annotation, biological process: regulation of exocytosis; regulation of protein secretion; establishment of cell polarity. The transcript has a single exon.